AUCUUUCCGAUGGCGAGAAAGAGAACCAAGAGGGAGCGGCGUCCAACAACAACGGGGUUUACGGCAUACUCAGCAGUGCCUUGGGCAUGACAUCCUCUGCUGUUGCGAGCAGAGUCGCCGCUUUCGCUCCUGCUUCUUUUGAAAAUGGAUCAUGACGGCGAAAGCAGCUCCUCAAAUGUCAGCUUCGCUUCGGCUGACGAGGGUUCUGCCUCACACGACGCUUCCCUUGCCAACAAGGACGAUAUCGCUGCCGACGACACCUCGGCCCGGUCCUCGGUCGAUUCGGUCGUCCUCUCGGAGACAGGCUCGCAAGGCCUCUCGAGCGAGCCAAGUCCCCCAACCGGCCUCUCCCAAGCCCAAUCCCACCACGAAAAAGAACUCCGUAAGCUCCAAAAUCGCAUGCGCAAAGCCCAAGAGAAGCUCGAGCGCGCCCAGGCCCGCCGUCGCGCCAAGCAUGGCAACAGCAACGAUAAGGCCACCGACGUCGAAAGCGACACCGCCGGCAUCCAAGGCAAAGACAAGGACAAGGAAAUGACGAUCAAGCAUUGGCCAAACUGCGCGAGAAGCACGAACGGGAGAUAGCCCGGCAGGAGGAGAAGUACCGGCGGGAGCUGCAGCGGCUGGUUCACAAGCGCGCGGCCGAGGAGCGCAAAGCUGAAGCGCGGCGCAGGAAAGCCGCCGAGCGCGAGGAGAUGGCCAACCUGGUUCGGGAGCUUGAGCGCGCCCGGGCCGAGCGCGACGUCGCGCGCAAG
Molecule: messenger RNA, 752 nt
Organism: Thermothelomyces thermophilus ATCC 42464
Lineage: Eukaryota; Fungi; Ascomycota; Sordariomycetes; Sordariales; Chaetomiaceae
Exons: 1
Coding region: 145-582 (145 amino acids)
Source: RefSeq, a predicted model, not a curated record